Messenger RNA from Heteronotia binoei (common prickly gecko), 1228 nucleotides. RefSeq names its product chromatin accessibility complex subunit 1 (gene CHRAC1). Gene Ontology annotation, molecular function: protein heterodimerization activity. Gene Ontology annotation, cellular component: CHRAC; nucleus. The record is from RefSeq and is a predicted model, not a curated record. Lineage: Eukaryota; Metazoa; Chordata; Lepidosauria; Squamata; Gekkonidae. Bases 121 to 534 code for a protein of 137 amino acids. The transcript is spliced from 3 exons.
GUCCUUUCUCUCAUAGGCGAGCUGCGGUGGAAUGGAGGCGAGAACUACAAAUCCCAGCAGGGCUUGCGGCUCUUCCCGUGAAACUUUGUUUUGGAGAGGGCGGGUGUUGAAGCCUGGAAGAUGGCGUCGGGCCUGAGUGGAAGCGGCGGCGGGGAGAGCCGGCUGGUGUCGCUGCCUUUGUCUCGAAUCCGAGUGAUCAUGAAGAGCUCGCCGGAGGUCUCCAGCAUCAACCCGGACGCCAUUUUCCUCACCGCCAAAGCCACGGAGUUGUUUGUCCAGUACUUAGCUACACAUUCCUACAAACACAGCCAAGGCAAGGAGAACAAAGCCUUAACCUACAGCGAUCUGUCCCGCACAGCAGAGAAGUCAGAAACAUUUCAGUUCCUUGCAGAUAUCUUGCCAAAGAAAAUCUUAGCUAGCAAAUAUCUCAAAAUGCUAGAGAGAGAGAAGGAGGGAGAGGAAGAGGAGGAGGACGAAGAAGAGGAGGAGGAGGAAGACGACGAGGAAGAAAGUGAAAACGAAGAAGCAUCUUGAGUGUGACAAGACUGAAUCUACUGCAGUUAAUUUCAGAGGCUCGUGAUCAGUGUCUCUGGCAAUCUGAUAUCUAACAAAUGGAUUCUCAAAGUAUGUGAAGACUGUGCAACACCUGUUGCAGUAUAUGCAAGAAAUUAAGAUGCAACUGACCUAGCUGAUAUUGGCUCCAAUAUAGAAGUUCAUCUCCUCUGCUCAUAUUGGGCAAUUCUCAAAAGUCAAAUCGCCGAAGAGUGUUUUUGUUUAUUUAACAUGCCAGAAUUAUGGCUGUCCUUUCCUACAAGUUAGGGAAGUAAGAACUUUUUGUGAAUUCCCUAGAAGGGAAAUAGUUCUACGUAGUAACUAUAUAGACCAACCUGGAGUUCUGUCACAAGGCUGUUUGUGCAGCCUUAACAGGACUUAGAAGAGGGAACUGGUUUUCCAUUGCCAAUUUUUGAUUGUAAAGAUAAGAGUGGUGCUUAAACAGGGGGAAAGCUGCACCCCACUGUCUUAUGUAAAUAUAUAUAUUUUCAAGAGUCAUUGUAUAGAUUUAAAGCAAAUAUUGGACUAGGACAUUUUUUACUUUAGGAAAUGGACACCUGUCCAGCAAGAUUCAUUUCCAUUUGAAACAGCUAGUAUAUUUUUUAGUAGUGACAUUUGUAGAACCUUGAACACUUCCUUUGUAAAACUAAGUUUUAUAAAACAGAUAUGUGACCAA